ACCAGACUAUCAGCCAUUAGUAGAUAAUAAAAGAAUAAUAGAGAAUUUACAAGAGAGAAUAACAUUAAUGAAUAUGGAACUAAUUACUAAACGAGAGCACGAUGCAAGGAUUGUAAAAGAUAUUAGAGAUUUAGAGGUUAAAGACAAAGAGACUAGUGAUGAAGAGAUUGAGUAUGAUGGUCUGAAUGAUGAAAUGAAGGAUCAAAUUUGUUCAUUCCAAUUAUAUUGUAAUCAUCCUGUUACUGGAGAAUUUUUGGAGUCCAUUCUUGAAGUGCAUAAAGAUGAAUUACUACCCACAGUACUGGAUAAAGCUUAUGAGUUAAUGAAAUUAGCUCCUCAUAUUCCUAUUGAGAGAUGUCGUUUAGUUAAAUAUUAUUAUUUGCAUGAUUUAAUGGAGCAAUCCUUGGAUCUUGAUGAGUUUCAGCAUCAAACUAUUGGGCAGAUUGUGGGUGGGGCUAAACAUUAUUUUCCUUUUGACUUAUUCAUUGAAACUCGUGAAGAAAAUGAAAUUUUUGAUAAAUACAAUGAUGGAGGUAUUAAUCUAAAUAUAUCAGUGGCUGAUCUGUCAACUGGUGAAGUAGGGCUAUCUAAACCAGUGAGAGUUGAAGAAGGUUGGACUGUUGGAGAAUUAAAACAACAUAUAGGAGAAGUAUAUAGUCUCAAUUCAUCAUGCAUGAGAUUAGUAAUGGAGAAUCAUGAUGGUGUUACUGAUAUUAGUGAUCUAGGAUGUACUUUGGACAAGAUAUUGAGAAAGUCAACAUACGAAAACAGACAAUUAGUGUAUGUAUCAUCAGAUCUUAAAGAUUAUCAAAAAGAAUACAAAGAUAGUUUGAUGUACAAAUAUGUUGGUCUUCCUGUCAACUCAAUACUACUGGACAUUACAAUACCUCCUGGACCUGAAGCCACACCCACUAAAACUAAUGUAACUGGAGGAAGAAUAAAAAUGAAAAUUAUAUCAAUGGAAAAUAAAGGAAAAGAAAGAAAGAUACAGGUAUUGAUUGAUACUAGAAUAACAUUAGCUCAAUUGAAGGAGGAGCUAGUUCCACUGAUUGGUGCACCAUCUACUGGUUUUAUGGUGUAUAAAAUCAGAUAUAAUGAAGAAUAUGCAAUCGAAAGAAUGGAUGAGAUAUUAAAAUCUAGAUCAGAGUUGAUAAUAAGACUGGGUAGAGCAUUAAGAAGAGGAGAAAAAAGAAUAAAAUUAUAUUUAUUACAAGUUAACAAUACAGAAUUUUGUAAGUUUAUGAUGGAGUCUAUUUAUGCUGAGGGUACACCAGUGAGAGAAUUUAAGAAAAAAAUUAUUGAAGAAGCAAAAGUACAAGAAAUUGACUGUGUCCUUGAAUUAGACAAAAUGAGAUUACGUGCACAUGACAAGAGAGGAGUGUUCCCUCGUUUAGUAUAUCUUGAUCAUCAGUUGAUUAAUACUAGUAAUGAAAUGUAUGUGGAACCAUUGAAAGGACCAGAGAAGAAGCAUGAAGGACAGAGACAGGUGUAUGUUAUAAGAUGGUGUCCAUCACAAUGUUCAGUUGAUCCAAUAGAAGAAAUUAUACUGGAUAAUACAUAUGAUCCUAAGCAUGUUAUUGGAAAGCUUUCAGAGUUAAGUGGAGUUCCUGUUGAGUAUAUCUCUUUUUCACUGGGAAGAUCAUUUCCAGUUGAGAUAUCAUGUCUUGAUAUUGAGAAUAAGUUGAAAUGGCAUUCCAUCAGUUCAGACAGACCAUACUCAUUAGGACUAUAUAAUGAUGGAUAUGUCAUAUAUUACAAAGACAAUAGAGAGACAAUGAAAGAGUUAACAGAUGUGGAAGAGGAUUAA
Molecule: messenger RNA, 1807 nt
Organism: Amphimedon queenslandica
Lineage: Eukaryota; Metazoa; Porifera; Demospongiae; Haplosclerida; Niphatidae
Product: ubiquitin carboxyl-terminal hydrolase 47-like
Exons: 17
Coding region: 68-1807 (579 amino acids)
Molecular function (GO): protein binding
Source: RefSeq, a predicted model, not a curated record